GAUCUUUGAUCCAAAAUGGAGUCUGAUGGUAAUACGAUUAUCAAAGAGGUGAUUUAUGGUCCUGGGAAGAAGAAGUAUAGGUACUCUAAGAGUAUGGCGGCACAACGGCUUCCAAAUUUGACAAAGGAUUUGAUGAAGAAAGGAAAGCAUUUCAUGUUGAUCCGCAACCCUCUUUAUAUCUUGACAUCAUUAAACAAAGUUAUGCCACCAUCAUUCCUUGAACUGGGUUGGGCAGAACUCGUCUCCAUAUAUUGUGAACAAUGUGAACUCGGGAAUCCACCGCCGGUAAUAGAUGCAGAAGAUCUUCGACAAAAUCCCGAGGCCGUGUUAAAUGAUUUAUGUCAUGAUCUGGGCAUUCCUUUCCAAAAAUCAAUGUUGAAGUGGGAAGCUGGUCCAAAACCUGUAGAUGGACUUUGGGCUCCUUGGUGGUACAAAGAUGCACAUAAAUCUACUGGUUUCACAACAUCACGGAGGACAUACUCUAUGGUAUGGCCGUUUUCUUCAGCACUUUAUGACUUGCUAGAGCAAAGUUUGCCUUUCUAUAACAUGCUUAGACGUCACACGAGGCAAAAAUCUUCUUUUAGCCCAUCUUUACCUCUGCCUAGCUUCCUUAUUCCUGCUAAUGAGAAGCUGCUCGCUUGGGUUGGUGAUGAGCUGUUACCUCAUAACUGUGCAAAGGUUUCAAUAUUUGACUCAAUUGUUCAAGGUGUUGAUGUUGUGUGGGAAGUACUCUGUAUCCAUGACAGAAAGGUGUUCAAGCUUGAAGAGCAUUUAGACAGAAUUCUUUAUUCAGCCAAAGCUUUAGCCUUCAACGAUGUUCCAAUUCGUGAAGAGAUUAAGGGAGCUAUCUUCAAAACACUCAUAUCAAAUGGCAUGUUUGAUAAUGCUCACAUCAGACUUACUUUAACUCGUGGGAAAAAGGUCACAUCUGGAAUGAGUGCAACCUUUAACCAUAAUGGAUGCACACUAAUUGUGCUUGCUGAGUGGAAACAACCAGUUUAUGACAAUUCAAGCGGUAUAAAACUUGUUACUGUAUCCACAAGUCGGAAUUCAUCCAUUUGCAUAGAUUCAAUGAUCCAUCAUAAUAAUCUCAUCAACAAUGAACUGGCAAAGAUAGAAGGAAAAGUUGCCAAUGCAAGUGAUGCAAUUAUAUUGGACAAAGAUGGCUUUGUGUCAGAGGCUAAUGCUACAAACAUGUUCUUAGUGAAGAAAGGACAGGUAUCAACUCCUCUUGCUGACUACCAACUUCCAGGCAUCACUCGGGAAACUGUGAUGGAACUUGUUAGAAAAGAUAAUAUUGUGUUACAUGAGAGACGUAUCAGUUCAUCUGAGUUUCAUGCUGCUGAUGAGGUGUUGAUUACAGGAACAAUGGGAGAACUCAUACCAGUAGUUAUGAUUGAUGGCCGCGUCAUUGGAACCGGAGAAGUGGGUCCUGUCACUAAACAAAUACAGAAUGCCUACAAAGUUCUGAUGACAAACUCAGGUGUGCCGAUACCGAAGCAUUUGGAAGCAUAACUAGAAAUAACCAGGAUAUGCAUUUGGUUUUGGCGAUCAUUAUGCGAUUUCGAUGGUGAUGAACUUAAUGAUGAAUGCAAGCUU
Dioscorea cayenensis subsp. rotundata (Guinea yam) is the source of this 1599-nucleotide messenger RNA. Its product is annotated as branched-chain-amino-acid aminotransferase-like protein 2. NCBI's taxonomy places the organism in Eukaryota, Viridiplantae, Streptophyta, Magnoliopsida, Dioscoreales, Dioscoreaceae. The record is from RefSeq and is a predicted model, not a curated record. Gene Ontology annotation, molecular function: catalytic activity. The transcript has 19 exons. Gene Ontology annotation, biological process: carboxylic acid metabolic process. Bases 16 to 1515 code for a protein of 499 amino acids.